Dioscorea cayenensis subsp. rotundata (Guinea yam) is the source of this 1050-nucleotide messenger RNA. RefSeq lists its product as uncharacterized. NCBI's taxonomy places the organism in Eukaryota, Viridiplantae, Streptophyta, Magnoliopsida, Dioscoreales, Dioscoreaceae. Gene Ontology annotation, molecular function: RNA binding. Bases 1 to 1050 code for a protein of 349 amino acids. The transcript is spliced from 2 exons. The record is from RefSeq and is a predicted model, not a curated record.
AUGAACUCUUCAUCAUCAGCAUCAUCAUCAUCAUCAUCAUCAUCAUCCUCUUCUGUUCCCAUCGAAGCCAUCCGGGCCUACCACGCCACCGAGCGCCGUCUCUUCGCUCGCAUGGUUCUCGACCUCUCUCUCGAUCCUUUCCGUGCCAUGGAGAUCAUCGCCUUCUGGCUCUGGCUCUCCGAGAUCGGCCACCCAGACAUCAUCCGCCGGGCCCAAUCCCUCACCGGAGUCUCUCUCCUCCUGAUCGCCGGCGUCGCCGAAGCCUUCAUCGACGCUCUCCGUCUCGAACCCUCAGACCAUUUCCGUCCCAACGCCGACCUCCGUCACGCCGCCAUCCACGGCAUCUCCUACUACCUCUCCAGCGUCUGCUUCAGAGCCUUCGACGAUAUCCAACGCCAAGCUCAGCUCCUCCACAUGGAUCGCCUCCUCCAUCAAAUGUCACAUCUCCACAUCCCUCACGGCGAAGGUACCAGCUCAUCCUCCUCCUCCGCCCGCUCCCUCUUGUCCCAUCCUUCUCAAGACCUCGAACGCGCCAUUCGUUUCCGACAAGAACUCAACCUUCUCUUCGGCACUCCAAUCAACAGCGGCAUCUCCAAUCUCUCCUCAGCCUCUCUUCAUCGUCGUCAUCCUCCUCCUCCUACUGCUGCAAAUGCACAGCUUGUUACUGAUCCUACCCAUCAAAUGAAUUCCACUGCUAGGCCUUACCAUCCAUUGUCCACUAUCAACUGCCCUCCUCAUCACCACCGAUCCUUUCACCGCAUCGAACAAAUGGAAAGAGACCAGAGGACUCUCUUCGUCACCUUCUCCAAUGGCUACCCUCUUACUGAAGAAGACCUCUAUGUUUUCUUCAUGAGUCGCUUUGGAGAUGUGGAGUCAGUGAGUGUGCAGACUGUGACAAAGCCGGGGGCCGAACCUCUCUUCGCCCGCGUAUCUUUCUGGCAUGAAGAAACAAUGCUGCGUGUUCUCAAUGGCAAUGAGAAGGCCAAGUUCAUCUUCAAAGGAAAGCAUCUCUGGGCAAGACGCUUCACUACCAUGUAUAAGCGCGGGUAG